CCGACCUCAGUAGGAGCUCCGUGUGGGGAGGUUUUUUCUAAAACGAGAGAGAUCGAGUGAGGCGAGGCGAUUCCACGGAAGAUUCGACCUCAUCAGUCCCUCCAGAAGCAAACGAAAUUGGCAGAGUGUGAUGAGAGUUGGAGGAGAGAUGUAGAGCACUACGGGAGGAUUGUGGGUGGGCAGGGCAUAGUUGUUGUUGUUGUUGCAGCAGCAGCAGCAGCGAGAAAGAAGCAGCAGGUGGGGCGGAGGCUGAUGAUCCCCAUGGCCACGCUGAGCAGCCCCGCAGGCUCGUCGAUGGAGAUCGUGCGCUUGCAGAAAACAGCCCUCAGGACCAUCGUGCGUCGGGAGCUUCGCAAAUUCUCGCCCGAGGUCAGGGUUCAGGAAGAUGAAGCAAUUCAGAAGCAUUUAUUUUCUGCGGAAUGGUACCAGAACAGCAAGAGGAUUUGCGCCUACGUGAGCUGUGCAAGUCUUCGAGAAGUGGUCACGUCACAUAUUUUGUCCGACCUUUUGGGAAAGCAACGGCAAUACGCAGAUACGAAAGUUUAUGUGCCACGAGUUGAGGACAUGGAAAGUCAAAUGCGGAUGCUGCACAUCACCAACAUGGAUGAUGAUCUGAUCCUGAAUCACAUGAACAUUCUGGAGCCUACGCCUUUGGAUUCCUCAGGAAACCCUCGAGAUGAAGUGAUGCAGGCGAAUGAGCCUCUCGACUUGCUCCUACUUCCAGGGUUGGCAUUUGAUCGAAAGGGAGGCCGACUUGGACGUGGCGGUGGGUACUAUGACGUUUUUCUUCAGAACUAUCUGCUUCUAGCCAAGGACAAAGGAUGGAAGUCACCGUUACUAGUAGCACUUGCAUAUAGUCCCCAGAUACGAGAUGACCCUGUACCAGUGGAUCCGACCGAUGUGAACAUCGAUGCUUUGCUUAGUUGCAAUGGAAUACUCACAUUCAACUCUGAAGCUGAGGAGCAGAUCAGCACGACAUAGCGCAUGAAUCUCUUCUGUUGCAGCAAGCACACUAUAUAUCAUGAAAUUUGAGAAAAUCAGUGCGAUCAUCGCACAGUAUUCUAGCAUCUGGUGAGUGGUGGAAUCCCUUUGUCAAAUUCACUCCACCUUUCUUAAGAGCUCUGUUCGUCGAAUUCUUCAUUUUUUAUACAAAAGUAAGCUAACAAUAUGAGCCGAUUCUAGUUGCCAAGGAACAAACUUGAAGGAUCCAUAUCACUCUACUGUAGAGCAAUCUUUAGCAUUAUGCAAGUUCAAACAGUUUUGUAAAAAAUAGAUUCACUUUCAAAAAUCAGAAACCUCCUGUGAUGAGUUGCAGUAUUCUAUUCCUAGUUUUAAGUUUGUUAACAGCGUGUUACAUCUGUUACGUUACCCGAAACAAAAUUCAAAAUUUUGAUUUUGAAACUACAGCAUACUAUUUGUUGAAUAAAGAGAUAAUGUCAUUGUCACAAAAUUGCUUC
This is a messenger RNA of Physcomitrium patens, 1457 nucleotides long. The record is from RefSeq and is a predicted model, not a curated record. Lineage: Eukaryota; Viridiplantae; Streptophyta; Bryopsida; Funariales; Funariaceae.